CAACGCCCCAAGCAGCAACAACAACAACGUGAGCAACAAGAGAUACAACUGCGUAGACGUUUAACGUUUAGCAAAGGACGACAACAACAAUGUCAUCCUUGCAGCGUAACUGGCAUUUACAGGGCUCACGUGGAUCGGUGUAUUGCGCCAGUGAACCCGAUCCAGCUGGCGUGGGAGCUGUACACGAGUCGGAAGGAGUUGGACUUGGAGUUGUAUCUACCAAUGCCAGCCACAUGGACGGGCAGCAUAACAGUGGCUCGCUCUAUUCAGUGGCAUCGGCACCACCCGCACCUCUACCGCUCUCCCUGGCCCAGCUGGAUGUCAAGCAAAUGGAAUCGCUGUAUGUGCCCACGCCCUCACCUUGCAACUCGCACAUGGCCUCACCGCUGCGACCCGCCCACACUUACUUGGAUGAGCCCUGCUGUCCCCGCACGCUGCACGCCAGUCUGCUGGCGGAGCUGGAGGAGGAUGACAAUGAGAAUCUAUUGACCGUCUCCAGCAUAACGGCUCGUCCGCUGAUAGCCAAAUCUCACGAGUUGCGCAGCAACCGCAAGCACCAGCAGCAGCGCCGCCGCCCUGUGCCCAAUCGACGCAGCAAACAGCUGGUCAAGGAUCGGGAUACAUCGACCAUUACUACAGAGAGCAGUGGCGCUGGUACUGCUGCUGCAGAGCCGCCGGAUGGUGGCUACGGCUGGUUUAUUGUUUUCGGAGCGUUUUCAGUUCAAUUCUGGGUAGCCGGCCUGGUCAAAUCGUAUGGCGUGCUGUAUGUCGAGAUUAUGGAAACAUUUCCCAGUUCCACGGCAACUGUAGCUUCUUGGAUUCCAGCCAUACUCUCCGCUCUCUGUCUGGUCCUAGCGCCACUCUCCAGCGCGCUGUGUCAGCGUUUUUCAUGUCGCUCCGUCGUCUUUGUUGGCGGCAUUUUCUGCUCCCUGGGCAUGAUACUCAGUUAUUUUGCCACCAAUUUGCUCCAUCUGCUCUUCACAUUCGGCAUACUGACGGGCAUUGGUGGCGGACUUUCGACCACGCCAGGAAUUGUAAUAGUCUCUCAGUAUUUUGACAAGCAUCGCGCUUUGGCCAAUGGCAUUUGUGUGUCGGGCACGGCAGCCGGGAGCUUUGUGCUGCCCAUACUAAUCAAGCAUCUGGCCGAGAAUUGCGGAUUUCAUGGCACUCUGCUGAUUCUAGGCGGUUGCAUGCUGCAUGUCUGCGUCUCGGCGAUGCUCUAUCGACCGCUUAGCGCACAUGUGGAGCAAGCAGAAGCGAAGAAAACUAUAGUUGAGGAUACAAAUGCGAAUGCCACAGGCAUGUUGACAACAUCCACGUACCUGGACACACAUGAGGCGACAGACACCGAGCUGAACGACAAGUUCAUAGAGCAUUUAUUUCUGGAGGAGUGCAAGAAUCAUCUGAUCUACUAUGCCAACAAGCAGUCAACUCAAGACAAGUCGGCGCAGGAGAGCGACGAUGAGGUGAAGGACAUCAUAGGAGAGACCACAUUUAUAAAGCCAAUGAAAAAGGUGCGCAGCUCCGGACUGCUGCACUCCGUGGAGGAUCUAAGCACAGACUCUACUUGGGUUUAUCGCAAACACUCUGGCACGGAUUCAAAUCGCGGCAGUCGCCGUCGUCGCAAUGUUUUUGCCAACGAUGAGACCAUUAGCAAAAUACAGGCGCAUCUGGAGAAGCCGCUCUCGCCGCCCAGCGUGGUCAGUCGUGGUCUCAGCAAGAGCAUGGAAAUACCCACGCCUGUCAGCAAACUGAGCGAACUCAAACAGCAGCCGCCAGCAGACUCGCAGCUGCAGCUGGAGGAUGAUGAUGAUGAUGAGGACGAUGAUGGCGUUGACGAGGAUGAGCAGCUAAAGCGCAGCUGCUGUGCACGCAUUGAGGUCUAUCUGGACUUGAGUCUGCUGCAAGAUCCGAGCUUUAUAUUGAUGUGUCUGUCGGUCACCCUCAUGUCCGUUGGCUGUCCCUACAUGCUGUACUAUCUGCCGGCGCAUGUUAUAUCUAUAGGUUAUAAUAAAAGCGAAGCGGGCUACCUAGUGGCCAUCAGCGCUGUGCUUGACUUGUGUGGACGUUUGGGUCUUGGCUGGCUAUCGGACUUGCAGCUCUUUGAUCGCAAGCGCACCUAUACCUUAUGCAUUUUGGGCGCUGGUCUGGCCGUGCUUACCAUACCCUUUGCCAAGACGCUCAUCCUUGUGGGUCUCUCUGCUGCGGUGUAUGGUCUCUGCCUGGGCAGCUGGUAUGUGUUGAUGCCAGUACUGCUGGCGGAUGUCUUUGGCACGGAUAGGAUUAGCUCCAGUUACGGCUUGGUGCGCAUGUUCCAGAGCAUUGGCGCCAUAUCGGUGCCACCGUUGGCGGGUCUGCUGCGCGAUAUAUCCGGCGACUAUGAGAUUUGCUUUUAUUGCAUGGGCUCCUGCAUGGUAUUGGGUUGUCUGCCGUUGCUGGUUUGGAUUAUACUGGAGUCACGCAAUCAUCGGCUUUUCGUGCAGCGCGUGGAGGACGAGGAGGAGGAGGAUUGUGAAUUGGAGGCUUAG
Messenger RNA from Drosophila busckii, 2528 nucleotides. RefSeq names its product monocarboxylate transporter 12 (gene Sln). Gene Ontology annotation, biological process: monocarboxylic acid transport; transmembrane transport. Lineage: Eukaryota; Metazoa; Arthropoda; Insecta; Diptera; Drosophilidae. The record is from RefSeq and is a predicted model, not a curated record. Gene Ontology annotation, molecular function: monocarboxylic acid transmembrane transporter activity.